AUGGAGCAGGCAUACCGUCAAAUUCUGUACCACCCGACAUCUGAUCAGAACGAGUGGGAGCACCCUCGUAUCAUUAGUCUUGGGGGAGACCAUUCCAUUGUGCUGCCCAUUCUUCGAGCGCUCAAGACGGUGUACGGUCCUGUUUCAGUUAUUCACCUCGACUCGCAUCUGGAUACAUGGGAUCCCUACGAAGGAUACACUGGAAUAGUGUCUAAUCAGUCCGCCAUCACGCACGGUACUUUCUUCUGGCACGCAAGCAGGGAAGGUUGCAUUAGUAAAGGAACUAGUGUUCACGGUGGUCUGCGGACAAAGUUAUUUAGCCCCAAGGACUACGAAAUUGACAGAGAUGUGGUUGGAUUUACUAUUAUUGAGGCCCACGAGAUAGAUGACAUCGGCAUGAAUGCGAUCAUCGCCAAAGUGAGGAAGACUGUUGGGAAUACUCCGGUCUAUUUGUCGAUCGAUAUUGAUGUACUGGAUCCGAGUAUUGCACCCGCAACGGGAACUCCUGAGUCAGGAGGCUGGACAUCACGGGAACUCAAGAGGUUUCUCAAAGGUCUCGAAGGGCUGAACAUGGUUGGAGUUGAUGUUGUCGAAGUCAGCCCUCCUUAUGACUCGGCGGCUGAGACGACUUCCGUUGUUGCAGCUGACUUGAUUGUAGAUAUUCUCGCGGGCAUGACCAAGACAAAGAGUUUUACGGUACCCGAGUCAGGAAAGGAUGAAUUGUAG
Phaeoacremonium minimum UCRPA7 is the source of this 726-nucleotide messenger RNA. Its product is annotated as putative arginase family protein. Bases 1 to 726 code for a protein of 241 amino acids. The transcript has 5 exons. The record is from RefSeq and is a predicted model, not a curated record. Gene Ontology annotation, molecular function: agmatinase activity; metal ion binding. Lineage: Eukaryota; Fungi; Ascomycota; Sordariomycetes; Togniniales; Togniniaceae.